Messenger RNA from Gasterosteus aculeatus aculeatus (three-spined stickleback), 1619 nucleotides. The record is from RefSeq and is a predicted model, not a curated record. NCBI's taxonomy places the organism in Eukaryota, Metazoa, Chordata, Actinopteri, Perciformes, Gasterosteidae.
CGCACUUGAUAAACUGCUAUACGUAUUAUUUUCAAUGUUCUGUUAUCUAUGUUAAUACAGACAGAGGCAGUCGGGUCAAUACAAAAACAGCAGGGGUUGGAAUGUCACCAGAACACAUCAACAGCACAGCACUGCUAAAAAUAACUGGAAAAGUCUCAAGUCUCCACCCAGUGCUGCAAAGAUCAAUGUUGUGUGUUACGUAUAGGGAUAUGACCUGUAUUGAACGGAAGUGCGUAUGAACAGUAAAACAUUACACAAUCCUUAUUCAAAUGAAGAUUUUAUGGAUGAGAUGCUCAGACUACAAUGCCAAAAUGUAAGAAAGGGUGUGGAAAGUGAGUUGACGUGGUUCUAUUCAAUGUGACAAGGUUGACAGUCAAAUAAAAUGAAACCACACCCAUUCAUUCCACAGGUUGUAAUGUACCACACCUGUGCAGUAUAUAACGUGUGACAUCGCAAAUAAGGUGCAGUAUCACCUCCUAAGACAAAUUAAUCUCAGUACUUGCUUGUUCAUGAUGAAUCAACUGAUCCUUUCUCUGACGAUCGUCUGGGCUCUCUUCAGCACAGGUAAUUGUAAUUAUCUUAUUGUUAUUAUUUAAUUAUAAUCAUUUAAUUGUAUGUAUUUAAACGUAAUUAUUUAACUGUAUAUAUUUAAUUGUUGUAAUGUAUUGCAUAAAGAAACUACUGAAAAUACAAACAACUGAACAUAUGAAAUUGAUGAUUGGUUUCUCACUGAAAAGAGAUCAUUUAAAUCGAGAUUUAUUUCAAUUAACAGACAGGGUUCAACGAAUUUAAAUGAUGAUUGAAAUUAUAUAAUAAUUAACCAAAGAGUUACCCUCUUUGGUUAAUUUUUUACAUUUUUGGGAUUUUAUUAUUAUUCAGUCAGUAAACAUUUUAGAAGUCCUAAUUAGUAGGAAAUAUAUAUGACCAAAAUAUAAGUGUAGUGGAGUAAAGAAUAACAGAUCCCUUUGAAAGAGGACAAGAUUGUGUUAUUUAAAAUCAUUUAAAAAUGAAGGGGAAUGAGUACAAGAACAGGACUUUUCAGUCAUUACAAACCAUCGACACCAAUGCGAAAAUGUAAUUUGAUAUUUGGGAUAUGAUCAGCAUAUAAUUUUCUUCUUUCUCUCUAUUGCAGUUCGAGCACUUCAGUGUUUGACUUGCACAGAUGCACAGUGUUCAACAACAAUACGAGUCGCAUGUUCCCCGCAGACGAUGUGCAUCACAGCCUCCAUUAUAGCAACUUCAUCUGGAUCACCAGCACAGCAAACAGUCAAGGCGUGUGCAUCAUCCUCCCUGUGUCCAGCCACAGGCUCUCAGACAUUUUCAGCCAACUUGGGUGUUGCAGGCGCAGUUGCAUCUGCUAAGUGCUGCAACACAGAUAAUUGCAACGCUGAAACUCUACCGGUCCCUGGCAGUCAGACAGAUAACAGCCUACGAUGCCUCAGUUGUGACCCCUUUACCUCUCAAUGUAAUACUGUAACAACGUGUAGGGGAGAGGAGAACCAAUGCUUUCAAGCAAGUGUGACAAGUGAAUCCAGAACUUCUCCAGCCUUUGGCCUGUGCAUCUACAAACCUGUGUGCAGCUGCUGCCAGCCUGGGUAGCAUUCCUUUCUUGCAAAGCG